AUGCCGGUUGAAGUCGUAGGACAGCGCGGAGUUUUCACGGACGUGGAGACCAGGAACAACACUGAACUGCCGGGAAAGGGGGGAAGAAGGAAGGUCGUAGGACGAGGCGUCGUGCUGCUGCGGAGGGAUUCUGUUCUUGGCGUGGCGGAGGGAUUUGACAGCACGUUCACUUCCGGAAAAGUCCCAGCUCUCGCGGCGGAGUUCGUGCCGCCGCCGGAGUGCCCGGUCUUUGAGCCGAGCUGGGAAGAGUUCACCGACCCGCUCAGCUUUAUCGGCCGCAUCCGGCCUCUGGCGGAGAAAACCGGCAUCUGCAAAAUUCGACCGCCCAAGGAUUGGCAACCUCCAUUUGCAUGUGAAGUAAAAAGCUUUCGUUUCACACCCAGAGUCCAGCGCCUGAAUGAACUUGAAGCAAUGACGAGAGUGAGACUGGACUUCUUGGAUCAACUAGCAAAAUUUUGGGAACUUCAAGGAUCUACUUUGAAGAUCCCUGUGGUAGAGAGAAAAAUCCUGGAUCUGUAUGCUUUGAGCAAGAUUGUUGCCAGCAAAGGAGGUUUUGAAAUGGUCACCAAAGAAAAGAAAUGGUCUAAAGUGGGUAGCCGCUUGGGAUAUCUCCCAGGAAAAGGAACUGGGUCUCUUUUAAAGUCACACUAUGAAAGAAUUCUCUACCCAUAUGAGCUUUUCCAGUCUGGUGUCAGCCUUAUGGGUGUACAAAUGCCUAAUUUAGAUCUUAAGGAAAAAGUGGAGCCUGAGGUUCUUGGCACUGAAGUCCAAACUUCCCCAGAGCCGGGCACAAGAAUGAAUAUUCUGCCAAAGAGAACAAGACGUGUCAAGUCUCAGUCAGAAUCUGGAGAUGUGAAUAGAAACACAGAACUGAAGAAACUUCGAAUUUUUGGAGCUGGGCCUAAGGUCGUGGGCCUGGCAAUGGGAGCAAAAGAUAAAGAAGAUGAGGUCUCCCGAAGACGAAAAGUUACCAACAGGUCAGACGCAUUUAACAUGCAAAUGAGACAACGGAAAGGAACUCUCUCUGUUAACUUUGUUGAUCUCUAUGUUUGUAUGUUUUGUGGUCGGGGAAAUAAUGAAGAUAAAUUGCUUUUGUGUGAUGGAUGUGAUGACAGCUAUCAUACAUUUUGUUUAAUUCCCCCACUACCUGAUGUGCCCAAAGGAGAUUGGAGGUGUCCUAAAUGCGUUGCUGAGGAAUGUAAUAAACCUCGAGAAGCCUUUGGAUUUGAACAGGCUGUACGAGAGUAUACACUUCAGAGCUUUGGAGAGAUGGCAGAUAAUUUUAAGUCUGACUAUUUCAAUAUGCCAGUCCAUAUGGUUCCCACAGAACUAGUAGAAAAGGAAUUUUGGCGGCUGGUGAGCAGCAUUGAAGAAGAUGUUAUUGUAGAGUAUGGAGCUGAUAUUUCCUCAAAAGACUUUGGAAGUGGAUUUCCUGUAAAGGAUGGUCGGAGAAAGAUGCUGCCAGAAGAAGAGGAAUAUGCACUUUCUGGUUGGAACUUGAAUAACAUGCCUGUCCUAGAGCAGUCUGUUCUUGCACAUAUUAAUGUAGACAUCUCAGGUAUGAAAGUACCAUGGCUCUAUGUGGGAAUGUGUUUCUCUUCUUUUUGCUGGCACAUUGAAGAUCACUGGAGUUAUUCCAUCAAUUAUUUGCAUUGGGGGGAGCCAAAGACAUGGUAUGGUGUACCAUCUCAUGCUGCAGAACAACUGGAGGAGGUGAUGAGGGAGCUGGCUCCUGAGUUAUUUGAAUCUCAGCCUGAUCUUCUACAUCAGUUAGUCACCAUCAUGAACCCCAAUGUAUUAAUGGAGCAUGGUGUACCUGUGUACAGGACCAAUCAGUGUGCUGGAGAGUUUGUUGUGACGUUUCCUCGUGCCUAUCAUUCUGGAUUUAAUCAGGGCUACAACUUCGCUGAAGCUGUGAACUUCUGUACUGCUGACUGGUUGCCCAUUGGGCGUCAGUGUGUCAAUCAUUACCGACGGCUAAGGCGCCAUUGUGUCUUUUCACACGAGGAACUCAUUUUCAAAAUGGCAGCAGAUCCAGAAUGCUUAGAUGUGGGGCUGGCUGCAAUGGUGUGCAAAGAAUUGACUCUGAUGACUGAAGAAGAGACACGAUUAAGAGAGUCUGUUGUACAAAUGGGUGUCCUGAUGUCAGAAGAAGAAGUGUUUGAACUUGUUCCUGAUGAUGAGCGACAGUGUUCAGCAUGCAAAACCACAUGUUUUCUCUCUGCUCUCACAUGCUCCUGUAAUCCUGAGCGGCUUGUGUGUUUGUACCAUCCAACUGAUCUGUGCCCCUGCCCCAUGCAGAAGAAAUGUCUUAGAUAUCGCUACCCAUUAGAGGACCUCCCUUCUCUGCUAUAUGGUGUGAAAGUCAGGGCACAGUCCUAUGACACUUGGGUCAGUCGAGUUACUGAAGCAUUAUCUGCCAACUUCAACCACAAGAAAGAUUUGAUUGAAUUACGAGUAAUGCUGGAAGAUGCUGAGGAUAGGAAAUACCCAGAGAAUGAUCUCUUUAGAAAACUCAGGGAUGCUGUGAAAGAGGCUGAGACCUGUGCUUCUGUGGCUCAACUGCUUCUGAGCAAAAAGCAGAAACACAGGCAGAGCCCUGAUUGUGGGAGGACUCGGACCAAACUGACAGUGGAAGAAUUGAAGGCCUUUGUCCAACAACUUUUUAGUCUUCCAUGUGUCAUCAGCCAAGCUCGACAAGUAAAGAAUCUGCUGGAUGAUGUGGAAGAGUUUCAUGAACGUGCUCAAGAGGCCAUGAUGGAUGAAACCCCAGAUUCUUCUAAACUCCAGAUGUUGAUAGACAUGGGCUCUAGUCUCUAUGUGGAGCUACCUGAAUUAGCCCGCCUAAAGCAAGAGCUACAGCAGGCUCGAUGGUUGGAUGAAGUAAGACUGACUCUAUCAGAUCCACAACAAGUCACUUUGGAUGUCAUGAAGAAAUUGAUAGACUCUGGGGUGGGGUUGGCUCCCCACCAUGCUGUGGAGAAAGCAAUGGCUGAACUACAGGAGCUCCUUACAGUCUCUGAGCGAUGGGAAGAAAAGGCUAAGGUCUGCCUACAGGCAAGACCACGGCACAGCGUGGCAAGUUUAGAAAGCAUUGUGAACGAAGCUAAGAACAUUCCAGCCUUUCUACCCAAUGUGCUGUCCCUGAAAGAAGCCUUACAGAAGGCUCGAGAAUGGACAACUAAAGUGGAAGCUAUUCAGAGUGGCAGCAACUAUGCUUACUUGGAGCAGCUGGAGAGUUUAUCUGCUAAAGGGCGUCCUAUCCCUGUGCGUCUUGAUGCAUUGCCCCAGGUAGAAUCACAAGUAGCAGCAGCUCGGGCGUGGAGAGAACGGACUGGGCGGACCUUUCUUAAGAAGAAUUCUAGCCAUACAUUGUUACAGGUGCUAAGUCCCCGAACUGACAUUGGUAUAUAUGGGAGUGGUAAAAACAGAAGGAAAAAAGUAAAAGAACUAAUAGAAAAAGAAAAAGAAAAGGAUCUGGACCAUGAGCCUCUGAGUGAUUUGGAGGAAGGAUUGGAGGAAACCAGAGAUACAGCCAUGGUGGUGGCAGUUUUCAAAGAACGCGAGCAAAAAGAGAUUGAAGCCAUGCAUUCCCUCAGAGCAGCCAAUCUAGCGAAGAUGACAAUGGUGGACCGCAUAGAAGAAGUAAAAUUUUGCAUUUGCCGCAAGACAGCCAGUGGAUUUAUGCUGCAGUGUGAGCUCUGCAAAGACUGGUUCCAUAAUAGCUGUGUUCCCCUGCCUAAGUCAAGUACCCAGAAAAAAGGGUCUAGUUGGCAGGCUAAGGAAGUAAAAUUCCUUUGCCCUCUUUGUAUGCGCUCUCGAAGGCCAAGGCUAGAGACUAUUCUGUCACUCCUAGUAUCCCUUCAGAAGUUGCCUGUACGGUUGCCUGAAGGAGAAGCCCUACAGUGUUUGACAGAACGUGCUAUGAGUUGGCAGGAUAGAGCCCGGCAGGCUCUAGCCACAGAUGAACUGUCUUCUGCCCUGGCCAAACUAUCUGUGUUGAGCCAGCGUAUGGUGGAGCAGGCAGCUCGAGAAAAAACUGAAAAGAUCAUCAGUGCAGAACUCCAAAAAGCAGCUGCCAAUCCAGACUUACAGGGACACUUACCUACUUUCCAACAGUCUGCUUUUAACCGGGUGGUGAGCAGCGUAUCUUCUUCCCCUCGACAAACAGUGGAUUAUGAUGAUGAAGAAACAGAUUCUGAUGAAGACAUUCGGGAGACAUAUGGCUAUGACAUGAAGGACACAGCCAGUGUGAAGUCCUCCAGUAGUCUGGAACCCAAUCUUUUUUGUGAUGAAGAGAUUCCCAUCAAGUCUGAGGAGGUGGUCACUCACAUGUGGACAGCUCCUUCAUUCUGUGCAGAACAUGCUUAUUCUUCUGCUUCUAAGAGUUGUUCUCAAGGUUCUAGCACCCCAAGGAAACAGCCACGGAAGAGCCCUUUGGUGCCCCGAAGUUUAGAGCCUCCAGUGUUGGAGUUGUCACCUGGAGCUAAAGCCCAGCUGGAAGAACUUAUGAUGAUUGGAGAUCUCCUGGAAGUAUCUCUAGAUGAAACUCAACACAUAUGGCGGAUUUUGCAGGCCACACACCCACCCUCUGAAGACAGAUUCCUGCAUAUCAUGGAGGAUGACAGCAUGGAGGAGAAACCAUUAAAAAUAAAAGGAAAGGACUCUUCAGAGAAGAAAAGGAAACGGAAGCUAGAAAAGGUAGAACAACUUUUUGGAGAAGGAAAACAGAAGUCCAAAGAGUUAAAGAAAAUGGAUAAACCUAAAAAGAAGAAAUUAAAAUUAAGUGCAGAAAAAGCAAAGGAGCUGAACAAACUGGCCAAGAAACUAGCAAAAGAAGAAGAGAGAAAGAAAAAGAAGGAGAAGGCUGCUGCAGCCAAAGUUGAACUUGUGAAAGAGAAUACUGAGAAGAAGAGAGAAAGAAAAGUGCUGGACAUCCCCUCAAAGUAUGACUGGUCAGGAGCAGAGGAAUCUGAUGAUGAGAAUGCCGUGUGUGCAGCACAAAACUGUCAAAGGCCUUGCAAGGAUAAGGUAGACUGGGUACAAUGUGAUGGUGGCUGUGAUGAGUGGUUUCAUCAAGUUUGUGUGGGAGUAUCUCCAGAAAUGGCUGAAAAUGAAGAUUACAUCUGUAUAAACUGUGCAAAGAAGCAGGGGCCAGAUAGCCCAGGUCAAGCACCAGCUCCUUCCUUCAUAAUGAGCUACAAACUACCGAUGGAGGAUCUUAAGGAGACCAGUUAGCAUAUACUAAGUUUGUUUGGGACAUGGGGAAAAUGGACCACAUUAAGAUCUUAGUCAUAAAAUUGAGUGGAUUAGAUCCACUCACAAUGUUGCUUCCAAAGACGACUGGCCUUCAGAGAAAGUCCUUAUAGCUGACUUCCUCUUUGCAUGGACUGUGUGAUCUACAUUCUCUAUCAACACGUCUGUGCAGAGGGUGUCUUCUUUGGUACAGCAGCCAAUGUUUCAGUUCAUGUCUCUGUUGAGUAUGGUUUGUUACAUUAAGGCCAGACAUUUGAUUGACCUCCAGGGUGGUUGGUGUGCCGUCAGGGAAUUCAAGAUGUGUCUUAUGGCCAGUUGGUAUUAGAGGUUUAUGACCUAGAGGCAGCACCAUCUGAGGUGCUGAUUAUGUGGCUCUCUUUGUUAGGAUAGUUACAGAGGAGUCAGAGUACCACUUUCCCCACUAUUACCUGGCAUUUAGGGCCCUACAAAUACAACUAGGAGAGGAACAGGGCCAGAGUUAACUCCUGUUAGAAGUCAUGGGAUGGUAGCACAGUCUAGACCUCAGCUGCUUGUGCUUGUUUGUACCAAGAAGAAAACCCCAAGUGAGAGGCAGAUCACCUUAUCUGCCCAAGGAGGAUGUCUUGUAGUUCAGAAAUCUGACUAGAUUGUAUUCCGGGAAGAAGAGCUUUUCUUAUUUCAAGGCAAGGAGCCUUUUUUUUGCUUAGAGAAGUCUUGCUGUCUUGGGUCUACAUUUUAGAGCAGAGAAAGUCCAUGGAUCCAGACUUCUGCAAAAGAAAAGAAGACAAGUUAAUGUUUUACUGAGCCACAGGGAUGCAUGCUUUUGGGGGAAACCUUCAUUCACAAGUAUACUAGAUACCACCAGGCUUCAGGCAUGGCCAUGAACAAGACCAGCAAAUAACAUUUUGCCUUGCAGCCCCGAUGCCAAUGUCUGCUGUUUCCAAUAUUGACAAUUUCUGAUUGUGGUCCACACCAGAUGCUGUUGAAUAACACCAUGGCUUCAUCAGAGGAUGUGGGAUUGUAGGACCUCUGGGUGAUGAAGUUGUUUUAGUAAAUCCAUUUUUUAAAAAAGAAAAAAGGACUUGUUUUUACUUUUUUCUAAAUGUCUCUGACUACUGACUGUUCUAUAAAUAGAUUAUUUUUCCUUUUUUAAUAUACAUAUAUGAAUAUAUAAAUAUAUAUAUAUUUACUGUUACCAGCAGCAUAUGACAGAGUUCCUGUGUCAGAAAUCCUUUUGGGGGCUUGCUUACUCUUUUUUGCUUUUUCAUAAAGAAGUCCCAUUCCUCCUUGUAGUACAAGGAGUUAGCACUUCCUUGUCCAUCCUAGCCUAACCAGAUCUUCCAUUUUGUUUUUGUUCAAAUAAAUAAUUAUAUUUCCUUUGUGCGUUGGGACUUGUCCCUGUCUGUUGGGAAACUUGGUCUUACUGUUUCUGUGAUGGCUGUUUUUGUUUUUGUAUGUGAAUGUUUGAAACUAUGGUGCUGUGUCCUCUUCCUUCCUGUUGUGUUCUCUUUUCUUGUGAAGGUGUUAGGUAAGCUGUAUGGAAACUCUUACUAGAAGGGGACUAAUUUUUUUUUUUAAAGAAAAAAACAAGCAAACUAAAAAUAGUGUUUUGUCUUUACUGUCCUGUGUCCCUUUAAUUUGGUUUAAACAUCUUGUUUGACUUAAUCAGUUUUACUUUAAAGAGGGCAGGAGCAGGGUGGACCUAAAGAAUAGCUUCUAGACUCCUUCCCAUUUUACCCCAAUUUGUUUGAAAGAGAUGUCUUCUAGUAACUAGAAGUAAAAUGUACUGUCCAGUCACAGUUUAAGUGGGUAUGAGAUUUAACUCAAAAGCCAUCUUAUUUAAAACACACACACACACACACACGAAACACAAAAAGCUUUUCUAUAAAAUCCAGUUUUUAUAAAUGUGUUCUGUUUCAGGCUACCUACCUAUUUUUGAGUCACAUAUUGAGUGUUUUGACCUGUUGAGAGGUUCAUAAGUGUUGCUGUGCAUGUGUCUUGAGAAUCUAAUCUCAGUUGUGUGAAUGAUUUAAGAUUUCAGUGGAUAUUGCAAGAUAACCAAUUUCAUAAGUUUUCAUUUUGCCAAACUAUAUAAAGAUACUAAGAAUUUUUUCAUUUGGUCAAUGUUACAGAAGAUAGCACAGUAUUUUUUGCCUUUUGGUCUUUGUAAAAGUAAUCAAAUACUCGUGGGUUAAAAAUUGAAUGCAAUUUUACGUGAUGGCGGUCUUGGAAUACAUUUUUAAAUAUUCUGUUUUUUUCCUUCCUAGUCACCCAUUAACUACUCAGCCCAGUGGAGGGGCAUGAGGAUGCUAAGAAAGAUAGCUAAGGUGCUUUGCUUCUUGAAGUAUGAUAAAUGGAUAUAGGUGGCUGUUUAAGGAAUGCUUUAUUUUCCGAAUAUGGCAUUUGCCUGCUAGAAACCUGGGAGAAAAUGCAGGGCAGUCUCCAACCAUGAAUCAAUAGCUUCCUCUUUUUCUUCUGACAUUUUGAAACUUACAUAUAUCAAUUAAUAUAUACUGUGGGAUUUUCUGUAUUUGAAAAUCACAGAGGAUUUGGUCUGACUCUUGACCAUAGAUUUAGAUCAAGGCUGAGAAGAACAGGUGAAAUUAGUUUUUUUGAGAGAGAGAGAGAGAGAGAGAGAGAGAGAGAAAUUAACAUACAAAUCAAUUUGGAAUUAAUGGACUAAGAUUCAUCUACUUGAAGAAAUGCUGAUGCUCUAACACAAGACAUUGUUUUCAGUUAGAAGAAAUUACUACUUACAACUUAUCCCAUUCUGUGGUAUUGAAACAUUUUUAUAUUAAAACUUAACUUAAAAUGUUUCUUUCCCCAAAUAUCUCCUCAAAGUUGUAAUUCCUCACCAUGGGUAUUUUAACUUAUAUGUCAAUCCUUUCAAAGAUAUUUCCUACUACCUUCAUUAUAAACUAUUUUGGCAAAGGUUAUAGAACGAAAAAUGAAGAAAUGCUAGGUCUUUGAUAGUCUCAAAGGAUGGGUAAUAAGAACUAUGCAAGCUGCUAAGUUUACAACUAAUACAUCGGAGUAGCUUUCUUAUUGGGGGAACAAGGGGCAUUUUGCUGUCACAAAUGUGUAUUUUACUGUGAUAGUUACUGCAACAAAGCCAUGUUGAGAUGUGGAUGCUAGGCUCCCUAAAUUGCUGCAAACCAGCUUUGCACUGCAUGAGUCAAAUUUGUGCCUCAAUAAAAUUACAAAUUACUGUAUAUCAUACUUUGAAUAAUUGAAAAGGCAAACAUUAAAUCUGAUUCACCGUAAUAUACUUCAAUCAAAACUCUAGCAAAGGCUAACAGAUUUGUAAUAUUAGAACAAAAUUUCCUGUACUUUCACUUCUGUUUUCUGCUUUCGUCUUUAACUAAAGUAUCUAAGAAAUUAUUUGUUUUUCUUCAUUUUUUUAGUUUGGGUGCAAUUCAGUGCACGUAAAAGAAACUCCCUGCUUGUCAAUAUUUUGAUUCUAUAAUCAUUUGUGUGAACAUCAGCAAGUACUUAAAAUAGGAGGAUGAAAGGAAAAGUUGAGAAAACCCUUCCAAGUGAGAUUAUCUACUUUUUAAAGGAGAAAGUGACAGUUUUGGAGUGGGAUUUGUAAAUUGUGGAAAAAUUAAGCAGUUAAAGUCCAACGUAUAACCAAGUUUAAUAAAGGGUUUAUGUGUGAACAGUGUGUAGUAAGUUGCUUUUGCAGUAUGUCCUAUAAAUAGAUUUUAAAAAGCAGGUAAAUGAUUUGCUGUCCUCCAUGUUGCUUCUUAAUUAAAGUAUAUAAUUACUUUUUUGAUAUGGAUGUGCCAGCUGGUAUUUAUAGCAUGAGAAGGAAAGGAUGAAUGUUAAUCUAUUUUGGAAUUGCAGUCUUCUCUUGGCUUGGGUCAUAUCCAGUCACCACUAUGCAAUGAAUGAUGUGCACUGGGAAAGGUUAGGAUGGGUUUUUAAAGAUGUAUCCUACUUACCUUUACCAUUGCAGUACUCCAAGAUGUCUAAACAGGAAUGUGUUUUGUAAACCUCAAGACCCUGUGUUGGUUAUUCCCUUAAAUAUUUAUUUAUUUGCUAGUGAGACACCUAAAUAUAAUAUGGAUUAUAAUUUGCCAGGGUUUUUGGUGGUGCCUUAUGAAAAGUAUAACCUGAUUUCUUGUUUUUUGAGCAUGUUUUGCAUUUUUUGUUUUCUGAAAGAAUAUUAGAUAUGGUUAUUUGCAUUGCAUCUAAAAAAUAAAGAACAUUUUUAUGUGUG
Messenger RNA from Myotis brandtii (Brandt's bat), 9457 nucleotides. RefSeq names its product lysine (K)-specific demethylase 5A (gene KDM5A). The transcript has 29 exons. Gene Ontology annotation, cellular component: nucleus. Gene Ontology annotation, molecular function: DNA binding; histone demethylase activity. The coding region runs from base 1 to 5238 and encodes 1745 amino acids. Lineage: Eukaryota; Metazoa; Chordata; Mammalia; Chiroptera; Vespertilionidae. Gene Ontology annotation, biological process: chromatin remodeling. The record is from RefSeq and is a predicted model, not a curated record.